AUGCCGCGCGCGCUGCAGUGCCGGGCGGUGCGCUCCCUGCUGCGGAGCCGCUACCGGCAGGUGCUGCCGCUGGCCACCUUCGUGCGGCGCCUGGGGCCCGAGGGCCGGCGGCUGGUGCGGCGCGGGGACCCGGCGGCCUUCCGCGCGCUGGUGGCCCAGUGCUUGGUGUGCGUGCCCUGGGACGCACAGCCGCCCCCCGCCGCCCCGUCCUUCCGCCAGGUGUCCAGCCUGAAGGAGCUGGUGGCCCGGGUCGUGCAGAGGCUCUGUGAGCGCGGCGCGAGGAACGUGCUGGCUUUCGGCUUCGCGCUGCUGGACGGGGCCCGCGGCGGGCCGCCCGUGGCCUUCACGACCAGCGUGCGCAGCUACCUGCCCAACACGGUGACCGACACGCUGCGCGGCAGCGGCGCGUGGGGGCUGCUGCUGCGCCGCGUGGGCGACGACGUGCUCACCCACCUGCUGGCGCGCUGCGCGCUCUACUUGCUGGUGGCCCCGAGCUGCGCCUACCAGCUGUGCGGGCCGCCGCUCUAUGACCUCUGCAGCGGCGCCGCGGCUCGGCCCGGACCCGCGGGCGGCCCCCAGGCAGGCCUCGGACCUACGCGCCAAGCCCGGAACGACGGGAACGCUGGGGGACCCUGGGGGCUGCCCGCCCCGGGCGUGAAGCGGCGUUGGGGCAGCGCAGAGGGUCGUCCGCCUCCAGCCAAGAGGCCCAGGCGCGCUUCGAGGCCAGAGCGAGGACCCAAUGGGCAGGCGUCCGGGGCCCACCUGGGCAGGGCUACUGGACCUAGCGACAGCGACCCCCGCGCGGUAACAGAGACCAGAGCUGCCGCGGAAGCCGAGUCUCAGGAGGAUGAGGUGCCCCGGACCCGUUGCCCCCUCCCGCUGGCGGGUGGCGAUUGCGGUGCAGGCUUGGCAUCCUGGCAGCAGUCACAUCCCCAGGGCGUGCCCGGUCCCCGAGUGUGCGUGGAGACCAAGCACUUCCUGUACUGCCCGGGGAGCGAGGAACGGCUGCGCCGCUCGUUCCUGCUCUGCUCCCUGCCUCCCAGCUUGGCGGGGGCCCGGAAGCUCCUGGAGACCAUCUUUCUGAGCUCGAAGCCCUGGCGGCCAGGGGCUCCCGGCAGGACGCGCCGCCUGCCCGCCCGCUACUGGCAGAUGAGGCCCCUGUUCCGGGAGCUGCUUGAGAACCAUGCGCGAUGUCCCUACCAAGCACUGCUCAGGGCGCACUGCCCGCUGCGGACCGAGGCCACCUGGGCAGGGUCAGGCAUCCCGGAGCGCAAUGGGGUGGACACCUGCACCCUGGAGAGGCCCACGGCAGCCCCGGAGGGGCACACCGGCCCGCGGUGCCUGGUCCAGCUGCUCCGCCAGCACAGCAGCCCCUGGCAGGUGUACGCGCUCCUGCGAGCCUGUCUUCACAGGCUGGUGCCUGCUGGCCUCUGGGGCUCCAGGCACAACCAGCGCCGCUUUAUGAGGAACGUUAAGAAGCUAGUCUCCCUGGGAAAGCACGCCAAGCUGUCGCUGCAGGAGCUGACGUGGAAGAUGAAAGUGCAGGACUGCACCUGGCUGCGCAGGAGCCCAGGAGCUGGCUGCGUCCCGGCUGAGGAGCACCGUCUGAGAGAGGCCGUCCUGGCCAAGUUCCUGUGCUGGUUGAUGGGCACAUAUGUGGUCGAGCUGCUCAGGGCGUUCUUUUAUGUCACGGAGACCACGUUUCAGAAGAACCGGCUCUUCUUCUUCCGGAAGAGCGUCUGGACCCAGCUGCAAAGCAUCGGCAUCAGACAACACUUAGAUCGCGUGCGGCUUCGAGAACUGUCGGAAGCCGAGGUCAAGCGACACCAGGAGGCCAGGCACGCUCUGCUGACAUCCAGACUCCGCUUCCUCCCCAAGCCCAGCGGGCUGCGGCCAAUUGUGAACAUGGACUACGUCGCGGGAGCCAGGACCGCCCCCCGGGACAAGAAGGUCCAGCACCUCUCCUCCCGGGUCAAGACCCUGUUUGCUGUUCUGAACUAUGAGCGGACGCGGCGCCCGGGCCUCCUGGGGGCCUCCGUGCUGGGCGUGGACGACGUCUACAGGGCCUGGCGAGCCUUCGUGCUGCCCCUGAGGGCCCGGCACCCAGCACCCCCUCUGUACUUCGUCAAGGUGGACGUGACGGGGGCGUACGACGCCCUCCCUCAGGACAGGCUGGUGGAGGUGAUCGCCAAAGUGAUCCGGCCCCAGGAGAGCACGUACUGCGUGCGCCGAUAUGCUGUGGUCCAGAGGGCCACCCGCGGACACGUCCGGAAGUCCUUCAAGAGACACGUUUCCACCCUUGCGGACCUCCAGCCGUACAUGAGACAGUUUGUGGAGCAUCUGCAGGCCACCAGCUCGCUGAGGGACGCCGUGGUCAUCGAGCAGAGCUACUGUCUGAAUGAGACCGGCUGCAGCCUCUUCGAGUCCUUCCUGCGCCUGGUGCACAACCAUGUCAUGAGGAUUGGGGGCAGGUCCUACGUCCAGUGUCAGGGGGUCCCCCAGGGCUCCGUGCUGUCCACCCUGCUCUGCAGCCUGUGCUAUGGAGACAUGGAGGACAAGGUCUUCCCCGGAGUGCAGCAGGAUGGGGUCCUCCUGCGCUUGGUGGACGACUUCCUGCUGGUCACACCCCACCUGACGCGUGCGAAGGCUUUUCUCAGCACCCUGGUCAGAGGCGUGCCCGAGUACGGCUGCCUGGCGAACCUGCGCAAGACGGUGGUGAACUUCCCCGUGGAAGACGGCGCCCUGGGCGGCCAGGCCCCCCUCCAGCUGCCGGCACACUGCCUGUUCCCCUGGUGCGGCUUGCUGCUGGACACCCAGACCCUGGAGGUGCGCAGUGACUACUCCAGUUACGCCCGGACCUCGAUCAGAGCGAGUCUCACCUUCAACCAGGGCUUCAAGGCUGGAAGGAACAUGCGCCGCAAACUCUUCGCGGUCUUGCGGCUGAAGUGCCACGGCCUCUUUCUGGACCUGCAGGUGAACAGUCUCCAGACAGUUUUCACAAACGUUUACAAGAUAUUCCUGCUGCAGGCAUACAGGUUCCACGCGUGCGUGCUGCAGCUGCCCUUUAAUCAGCCGGUUAGGCGGAAUCCCGCGUUCUUCCUCCGGGUGGUCUCCGACACCGCAUCCCGCGCCUACUCCCUCUUGAAAGCCAGGAACUCAGGGACAUCACUGGGGGCCCAGGGCGCCUCAGGCCCGUUUCCUUUGGAAGCUGCACAGUGGCUCUGCCUGCAUGCCUUCCGGCUCAAGCUGGCUGGUCACCACAUCACCUACAGCUGCCUGCUGGGGCCGCUCCGGGCAGCCAGCGCACAGCUGUGCCGGCGGCUCCCGAGGGCCACACUGGCCGCCCUGGAAGCAGCCGUUGACCCUGCCCUGACCGCAGACUUUAAGACCAUCUUGGACUGACAGUCAGCCCUCCUUGCAGCCCGAAGCCCCAGAGCCCCGUUCCACCCGAUGCCAUAUCCUGGAGGGGGCCAGCUGCACUGCGAGGUAGGGGUCUCCCUGGAGACCCUGGGGGAGGUUCGGCCCCCAAGUCCUCAGGAAAGCAGGGCCUGCGCACCAUGACCCCCAGCGACUGGGGCCCACCCUUCACCUGCUGACCUCCGGGAGGAGGCAAGUGGGAGAGCCUGGCUGGGGCAUUGGCAUCUGGACAGGGAGUGUUGGGGACACUUGUCACUCACUUCUCCUGGUCUGCAGUGAUGGCACGUGUGUCCCCAAGGGCACGGGGAGGCCUGCAGGGGCUCGGUGGUGGGCGUGGGCUCCUGCCGACCCGUGUGGCACCCCGGCUUGAGCCGUCCUCCUGCCCCAGGAGCAGCACCUGCCCCCCACCCCCACCCCUGCCCCCGCCCCCACCAGCUGCAUCCAAAGUUCACGCCCCACUGAACUUUCCCCAGAAGCAAAUGGGCCCAGUCAGCUGUUUGAGGCCUGUCCUCACCCGGCCUUGCCCUGGCCUCUGGCCUGGCCCGUCCCCCACCCCCACUUCCUGACUCUUCCAUGCUGGUCCUCGCUCAGCACGGGCCCCAGGUCCUCCUGGUGGUGCUCCGCCACACCUCCUAGCCCCCACGCCUCACCCCAGUGAGGAAGAUAGUGAACCUCUAUUUGUGUAGUUUUAAAUUUUUCUCGGUCUUUGCAUUAAAUU
Molecule: messenger RNA, 4135 nt
Organism: Camelus dromedarius (Arabian camel)
Lineage: Eukaryota; Metazoa; Chordata; Mammalia; Artiodactyla; Camelidae
Gene: TERT
Product: telomerase reverse transcriptase
Exons: 16
Coding region: 1-3402 (1133 amino acids)
Biological process (GO): telomere maintenance via telomerase
Cellular component (GO): telomerase catalytic core complex
Molecular function (GO): telomerase RNA binding; telomeric repeat DNA binding
Source: RefSeq, a predicted model, not a curated record